This is a messenger RNA of Danio aesculapii, 2323 nucleotides long. RefSeq names its product IST1 factor associated with ESCRT-III (gene ist1). The transcript has 10 exons. Bases 118 to 1182 code for a protein of 354 amino acids. The record is from RefSeq and is a predicted model, not a curated record. Gene Ontology annotation, biological process: protein transport. NCBI's taxonomy places the organism in Eukaryota, Metazoa, Chordata, Actinopteri, Cypriniformes, Danionidae.
GUCACGAAUGAAGUCACAUCCAACGCGGAAGUAGAUGCUAAGUGAGAAGUCGCCCGACCAUCCAGAUCGAAACCGACCGUUCGCCAACAUCUGAAGAGGAACUCACAUAGCUCCAUCAUGCUCGGUGGAGGGUUCAAAUCUGAGAGACUUCGUGUCAAUCUCAGGCUGGUCAUAAACCGUCUUAAACUCCUGGAGAAGAAGAAAACCGAGUUGGCCCAGAAGGCUCGCAAGGAAAUUGCAGACUACUUGUCAGCAGGCAAAGAUGAGCGUGCGAGGAUCCGAGUCGAGCACAUCAUCAGAGAGGAUUAUUUGGUCGAGGCAAUGGAGAUCCUAGAGUUAUACUGUGAUCUGCUGCUCACCCGCUUUGGCCUCAUACAGUCCAUGAAAGAACUGGACCCGGGUCUACAGGAGGCAGUGUCCACACUCAUCUGGGCUGCUCCUCGCCUACAAUCAGAAGUAGCAGAAUUGAAGAUUGUUUCAGACCAGCUCUGUGCCAAAUACAGCAAAGAGUAUGGAAAGCUGUGUAGGACAAACCAGAUUGGAACAGUUAAUGACAGGCUUAUGCACAAGCUGAGCGUGGAGGCUCCUCCCAAGAUUUUGGUGGAACGUUACCUCAUUGAGAUCGCCAAAAACUACAAUGUUCCCUAUGAACCAGAUGCCAUGGUUCGGCCGGAGGUGUGUCCUGGUGAAGAGGCUGAUCUGAUUGAUGUGGACAGCGACUUCAAGAAGCCUGGAGCUGGUGGAGGUGGUGGAGGAGGAGGAGGCUUCACUGCCCCUGCCAUGGGGAUGCCUAUGCCCAUGCCAAUGCCAAUGCCCAUGCCCACAGCUUUCAACUACCCACCUCCCAAAGGAGCUGAGCCCUUUAAUGGUCCCGUUGGCACCUAUGAUGGCUUUAGCAACUUCCAGGCUCCGAUGAGAGGAGGGCAGCCUCCUCAGCUGCCCAGCUGCCCGCCAACCUAUGAGUCUAUCGAUGACUUGUGUAUUAAACCCUCUGAUCCUUCCCAGGUCAUCCCAGGUCCAACUCCAUCUGGUCAGGUCUAUGACAACUCUACCCUUCCCGAACUUCCAUCUGUUCCAGACACACUCCCGGCAUCCUCUUUCGGAGCGAAGGCCAACACCUCAGAAGACAUCGACUUCGACGACCUGUCGCGACGCUUUGAGGAGCUCAAGAAGAAGACUUAAACAGAUCCAGAUCACAUCGGCGAGUCAGAACACCUUGCUCGAACAGUUCAAUUCAUUUUCACAGCUCUUCUCUUCAGGUGAAGGUGUAUUAUAAUAUUAGUUAUUUAACACAAGGAAUGAUGGAGACACUUGUGAAUGGCACUAUCAGAUAUUUCUACAAACUCACCUCAGAUCUUUAGGACUACUGACAGAAAUCUUUUGAAUUCGUGAGCACUUUGCAUAGAGGGACUUGCUGACAGCUAAAUCUAGUUCAUUUAUAGUGACUGCGCAUAUAUCCAUUAUAUAAACUGAUUAUUAUUAUGAAAUGUCUCUUAACUUUACCCAGUUUUAAGAAAAAAAUCUAAAAGAUUUCCCCAAGCAAAUCAGAAAUCUGUUUGACUCCUGUAGGCAAAGCAGGUAGAACCUGUUGGCCAUUAUUUACACCCAGAGUUGUGUAAUGAACUCUUUUGAAUGACUUAAACCUGCGUAAGACCGUAUGAUGUCAUGGAUUAUGUGUUCGUGGAUCGCAGUUGUUUUUCAGAGUGACUCAGCUUUUCUUCUGCUAUGACCGAACACCAUUCAGACGUUACAUUUGAGGCAAUGUGAAGAAUAGUGCUGCAUUUCUCACCUGAACACCAAAGGUUGCUUGUUUCUGAUAUGAGCUGAGCACAGAAUGUCCUCGAAUUAGUUUUUUGUUCUGUUAAUGUGGUGAAGUUUGUGACCAUUUUGAGAAACUCCAGCCGUCAGCCUUCUUCAUUUGAUUCUAACGCGUAGUGUUUGGUCUCCAGUUUCUAGUGUUUUCAGGACUGAGUUUGCCUUAGUUUCUGUCUCUUCCUCCGUGGCCUUGCUCUUCCACUGCUCCCUCUGUCAGCUUGUACACUAGUUCAUUCUUUCGGUGGGGGUUUUAUCAUUUAUUAUCGACUUUGUUUGUUUGUUAGAUUUGACUAUGUAUGAGUCUUAAGUUUGUUUUGAAGAGUAGGGAGGCUUGUAUAGUAGGUUUUAUAUAAGUGGUUUGCUUUAACUUUAUAACACUAUUUUGCUUUUGUUUUUUCGCCCUCAAAUCAUCUGAACGCAAAUCUGGCAAUGUUUGGGUGUUUAAUACUUAUUUUAUCUGAAAUGAAAACAUAUCUAAAUCCAUGUAAUAAAGUCUAUUUGCUCAUAA